This is a messenger RNA of Bombyx mandarina (wild silkworm), 1027 nucleotides long. RefSeq lists its product as uncharacterized. The record is from RefSeq and is a predicted model, not a curated record. Lineage: Eukaryota; Metazoa; Arthropoda; Insecta; Lepidoptera; Bombycidae.
UCGAUUCGUAUCUUUCGCAAUGAAAAUCCCGCUGCGAUUCUUACGCAGCUGUAUUAUCGCAGGGGUAUCCUUAAGUGAUUAUUUUUUUCCUUCAGACGAUGAGACCGUUCAAGUUCUUCGUACGCCGGGAGGAGCUCAAUUAAUGAUAUACAAAGACUACAGUUACUCGCAUCACAGCCACAACAAAACCUGUAGAGUAAUGAAGUGCUCGAAACAGAAGCGAAUGAACUGUAAAGCCAGACUCAAAGUGAACGAAGGAGGAAUAACAUACGUUAUGUUCGAAGACCAUGCGGAGCUCAAAUAAUGUUAUACAAAGACUACAGUUACUCGUUCCAGAGCAACAACAAAACCUGUAGAGUAAUGAAAUGCUCGAGACAAUCUCGAGGGAAUUGCAAAGCGAGACUCAAAGUGAACAAAGAUGGAACAAUUAUGAAAUGAUUGUUGUGAACGGCAGACCGAAUCUUUUAUACGAGAAAUACACGUAUUCAAGGCAGGGCCCGAAAACUCAAUUUUAUUAUUACUGUUCGAGAAGAUUAGCUUUGGGGUGCCAUUCUAAAAUCACGUUGAACAAACAUGGAGAGAUCAUUGCUGCGUCGAUAGACCAUCGCCAUCCACCGCCCAAUUUGUUGAAGACAUCGGAUGGGAGAUAUCUGAAAGUGUUUUCUGCUACCGUACGAGUUUUUUCCCAGCCGACGAGGAAAAAACUUAGUGUUGGUCGGAGGGAAUACAUUUUCGAUUCAAGGCAGUAACACAAAAAGAUACUACUGCUCUAGGAAAAGAGUUACAGGAUGCAAAGCGCAUAUAGUACUGGAUAGAGACGCUGUGGUCAAAGCGAUUCUGAAUCACAAUCACGAACAGCCAGCCUUGCAUAGAACGGCUUGCGGAAAUAUAGUGAAGUUACAUAAGCAUUAGUCUACUUUAGAAUUUCGCAAAUUGAAGAUGUGAUUAAAAGAUAGCAAACGAUUGAUCUGAUAGUGAGCAGUCACUGUCGCUGAAGGACACUUUUUUUUUUGUUGGUCAGGAGGAA